UGGGAGUUGUAGUGAAACCUCCUCAGUGUAUUCCAAUGUAAUGGCUGCCCAGGCGGAGCAGAUACAAGUGACUGAAAUACGGCGGGAGAAGAUUUGUUCAGUAAGAAGGUAGAUUUCACUUCUCAGAGUGGAACCACACUUUAAGGCUCUGGGAAUUCUUCAUUGACAUUCACUUAAGGCUGCCUCUCAUUCGGAAUGUGUCCUAUUGAGGGUAAGUAUUUUCUCGCAUAGGUUUAUAACUUUGUUCAAGAAGAUGUGAUGAUAAAGCACAAUGGCCUUUUAAAUGUUUCUGUGAAAGGGGUCAUGUUACUCUCUAUAUAUUACUCAAAUUCUUAAUCACAGCAAACAGCAGUCAUUAGUUUUUGUGAGUAUAGCAGCUAAAUGAGCCAGUAACGUAGCAGUCAUGAUACUAUACAAACUGAGUCAGGAUAUCAGAAAUAUACAUUGGAAAUGUAUGCUUCUUGUAGUGUCAGUGUAAAUAUUUAAUACUUUUUUUUAGAAGUUAAAGUCUUUCUGAAGGUUAUAGAAUAUCAAAAGUUUUUUAAUUCUUCAGUAUUGCAGUGAGAUUUCUGGUCAGUGACUCUUCUGCAUUUCUAGUAGCUCACUCAUGCAUGCCUGCUGUUAGUGUAUUUAUGCAACAGUCGCUAGAUUUCUUGUGCCACCCUCCAAAAGUGCGCUUUGCAGUUAGCGGUCCCUGUCUUCUAUUAUGGGACAAACCUUGCUCACUUUCUUCAAGGGGGCAGGACCUUUAAAAUCAAUGGGACUACAGCAGUAAGGGUUGUAGGAUUGGGCCCUAGAGUAUCUUCAGUUACCCAUGGUUUCCAUACAGGGUGCUAUCGUAACCAGGUGUUGAAUACUUAAAGGUCAUAUAAUAUUGGCAAGGAAUGUGUGGCGAGGUACCCCGGUGCCUGUGCUGCUCUAUGGCCAAGGCAUAGACUAUGUAAUAACGUUAGCCUAAGACACCUCAGUGGAUACCCGAGCAAUGAAUUUUGUCCAAGGGGUUUAACAGUAUUAUGUAAUGAAAGCGCUCCCUCCUGUAUAAUUUAUGUAGCUAACUAUCUAUCAUGUCAUUGAUCUUUUGCGGGAGGUAUUUGGGGAGAAGGAGAAUAAAGGAGCUGUCUUCAGAGCGUGGUUUUCCCAUAAAAAAUAUACUGUGAAUUUCCAUAGCUACUGUACAGCUAAACUCUAAGUGACCUAUAAUCAUUGCUUUUCUUUGUUAUUUUGUUUAAUUCUCCUUUGGGUAAAUCUUUCUUCUCUCCAGUGGAUGAGUCUGGGCUGAUGCCCAUCUGUUUCCCCGUUUAAUCUCACAGCUCUUCUCCUCUUCUACAAAGCAGAUUUAAUCACCCACACACUCGUAUUUCAAAAGGGAUGACAAGAAAUGUGGCCUCCUCCCAGACUCAUUGGACACUGCCACGUGAGUGUAUGGAGAGAGCAAUGAGUUUCUUUACCUCCCUCUUUGAAAAUCACGUGCCAGUUUUUCAGCUGGUAUAAAUGGGGUGUCGUUCCAUUGAUCUCUAUUAACGUCAGUGUCAUUAGAGAGGAGCUAGCUCAGAGUUUUGCAUAAAUGCUGAAGUGACCAAAGCAGGUUGUGGGGGUGUGCUGUAUAAUUAAGUUAUGAUUUAUUAAUAUUUCACCGAUCCCAUUUCAUAUAAUUUUACACUUCUGCAACAAGACAGAGGUGGGGUGGGUUGUAUCCUAAACAAUAGGAUGUGAGACUCUGGAUGAAAUACUAUAGCCUGUGUAAUGAAGAAGACCAGUCUAGACGAUCAUAAAGGUCCUUCUGACCUUUAAAUCUCUCAUAGAUGCUUUGAUGGCCCACUGGGUGCUUCACAGUCUUUAGUGUAUAUAUUCUCAGAACAUCCCACUGUGGUAGAGAAGUGCUGUUUAUCCCCAUGUUAUAGACUGCGGAACGAGGCAGAAGCAAUUUAAGUACAGUCUUUCCUUGCAAAAGCUGCCAGGGUUGAAUCAUCCCCCCUGCGUCUGUGAGCAGCAGAGACCCAGAACCCAGACAUAUCUCCACAACAUCUUCCUCCAAUCCCGCAGAGGCCUCUCUGCGCAGAUCAGACUCUGAGAGGUAGUGAGCCAGGAGUAUGACAGGUACAAUGCCUCCCGGAGCUCCACUCAGCGCAACUGAGUGCCGCCACGGUGCUACGCUAUUACAGAUUUCAGUGUAUGCUGUCCCCUGCCGGGCUGUUGCAGAGUAGAGGGUGCUCUGUCAUGAUGUAAACCCUCCGCUCUGCACCUUUUUUGCAGAGGUUUGUGCUGCUAUAGAUGAUGGUCUCAUGUGGCCUUUGUGCUUCCCAAGCUCAGAGAUUGUGAUUUUGCCUGGCCCCUGCAUAGCGGCAGGAGUGGGGACUAGGGUCGCCACCUGUCCAGGUUUUCCCAGGAUCAUCCCUUUUUAUUCAGUGGCUGCUCUGGGAAAUCGAGAAGGGUGCUUAGUGCCAAGGCUGGAUGUAGCCUCCCAAUUCAAUGGGUGCCCUAUACUAACCUGCCAGGGGGGCACUUACCACCCACCGCAGCACCUUCUGCCCCAGCACCAUAACUGUAAAGUGGCCUGGUGAAGCGGGGAGGGUGCUGUGUUUGUUAUAUUAUAUGGGAUAACUUCUCUAAUGCAGGAUGCUUUAUCAUCUUGUUGACCAUAACCAAACUCAACCAGUGACCAAGAAACAUGGAGAUGUUAUUGUAUGCAACCCCUAGGCAGAAUUAGGGUAGGAAUCAUUACACCAUGAGGCUAAAGAUACAGUAUCAAAAGAAAGCAGGGGAGUUGGUUCUGGUCAAUCUUGCAUUGAUUUUUGCUGGUGUUACUCCAGUGAAUUCAAUGGAGAUACUCCUGCUUAUGACCAGUGUGACAUCAGAAUUAGACCUGGUGUUCCAGAAUCUCAACAGGUGUCAAUUGGUAUAGCUCCAUCAGUGCAACUGUUCCAAUUCACACAUGGUGAAGAGCUUGCUCUGUUUUUUGAUUGUUGGCAUUGUAUCCAGUGUGUUGCCUUCAGAACAAGGGCUGCUUUUAAAUAGCAAAGGUAUAUGUGUAUUCUGAAUAUUAUUAUUAUUAUUAUUAUUAUUAUUAUUGAAUUUUUAUAUAGCAGCAUGUGCAUGCUGGGGACUUCAGAGAAACAAGUGUGCUCCGUAGGACAGGGAGAUCUAGCCCAGCCUAAUAACACGACCAAUGGACAUCAAAGCAUGGCAGUGGAAAACAGCACAUUGACUAAAUUUGGGUAUUAAGAGUCGUGCACUUGAGAGAACAAUUUUAGCCUUUUAUUUAUUUGUCUGUCACUCUCUUUGCUAAGGUUUAUUUUAAUUACCUUUACUUUGUGUCAAAAAGGCCAAGGAUUGGUUGUGACAGGUACACAGCAAAGCAGCAUGUGGGCACAUAAGUUUUAAAGUGUCACCUCUAUGAUUCAUCUGGUCUCUUCCCAAAACCCACUGGAGUAUGUCUGUAUAGUUAUAUAAAGAAUGGAAGAGAUGUAUGCAGCUAUUUAAUCUUCUCACACCAGUGCGUGAAAAGACUGAGAUCAUCGCAGUUACAUCAAAUAACCCAACAGUUAUAUUUGUAUUAAAACAUGUACAAGUGGGGCCAGAUUUUCAACAGACUCAGCAUUUUGAGUGUUGUACUCUUUUCAAAAUCUGGCCAGAAGUGUCACAACAGGAGCUGCUGGGUGCCCAGAGCUUUUGAAAAUCUGCCCCUUAUUAGGUGCCUCAGUGGGAGCUGAGCCCUUUUGAAAAUUUGCCCCCAAUUCUGAGCAUCGAGCACUUGAAAAUUUGGCUCUGAAUGUUUAUCCAUCUUUAUAAAAUAUUUUGAAAUCUGUGAAUGAGAAGUGCUACUCAAAGGUUGUCUAUUAUUAUUAUUUAUUAUGAAUUAACUUGCCGUUGUGACUGGAGCUGAAAACUGAAUAGGAACCCCCCAUAGGCCCUAACUAUAGUAGUGUACUAGCCAGGGAUGCUGUAACAUACCUUAAAAUAAUGUGGUACUGGAAACUGUGAGUAUUAAGAAGAGGGGGGAGACCAGGCUGUUUUGAAAAUAAUCUUGAGGUUUAUGACUCAAGUAAAACAGUGAAUUGACCAAAUCAGAAUGGGAAUAUCCGCCGAUCCCAGAGGAGACAAUCAGACCAUACUCAUUCUAGGACGCUAAGGGUCGUUCUUGGUACUCUGGCUAGUAAGGUUGCUGCUUUCUGGAGUGAAGGAAAUGUGCUUGUAACACUGUUCUGUGUUCCAUAUAGAAAAGAUACUGCAUAGAGCUCCUGUCGGGACGCUCUCGCGUUAUCAGAACUUCACUCAGGAUCAAAGGAUUAACUAUAUAGAAUCCUAGCUUGGACUAGACAGUGAAACUAGCUUGUGUCAUAGCUCCAAUGGGGGAAUGAAAAUCUAUCAAAAUUGAUUUUGCUAAAUUUGAAAAGGGGAGACAGGGAAGGUUAAAUUAAAAAGAAAAUAGUAGAACGGGGUUAUUAGGAAAAAACCUUACUAUGGAAACAUUAUUAAAUGUGAUUUAAAAAUCCAAAGCACCGCAGUUAAGUAAGUAUAUGUGUUUGUGUGUGUGUGUGUACGCGCGCGCACAUGUGCUGUUUGUACCAGAUUAUAUAUAAAUAGAUUUUCUUCUUUCAGAAUUGCAGAUGCCACAAAGGAAACUAAUCUCCUCCAACUGAAUGGUCAUCAAGGAUGUGAACUCUGCUUUUUUUUGUCUAGCUGGGUGAAGAGUUUAACAGCGUGGGCUUGCACCUCCUUUGGUUUUCAUGAUGGCAGCAACUAGUGGAGAAAGCCAGCUACAGAGGAUUAUCAGAGAUUUGCAAGAUGCUGUGACAGAGUUAAGCAAAGAAUUUAGAGAAGGAGGGGAACCAAUCACCGAUGACAGCAUCAACUUGCAAAAGUUUUCCUACAAGCUUGAGUACCUUUUACAGUUUGACCAGAAAGAAAAGACCACACUGCUGGGGAACAGAAAAGACUACUGGGAUUACUUCUGCGACUGUCUGGCUAAAGUCAAAGGAGCUAAUGAUGGGAUCCGCUUUGUUAAGUCUAUUUCAGAGCUGAGAACAUCUCUUGGUAAAGGAAGAGCAUUUAUACGUUACUCCUUAGUACACCAAAGGCUGGCAGACACCUUGCAACAAUGUUUUAUGCAUACCAAAGUAACAAGUGACUGGUACUAUGCAAGAAGUCCAUUUCUGAAGUCUAAAAUGAGUUCUGACAUUGUGGGUCAACUCUAUGAGUUAACUGAGGUUCAGUUUGACUUGGCAUCAAGAGGGCAUGACUUAGAUGCUGCUUGGCCAACAUUUGCCAGGAGGACAUUGUCCUCACAUGGCUCUUCAGCAUAUUUGUGGAAACCUCCAAGUCGCAGUUCAAGCAUAAGUAGUUUAGUGAGCAACUAUUUGCAGACACAAGAGUUUCCAGGUAGCCCUGAUGCAAAUAACUCACUAAAUGCUGAACACCUGGAGGGCUUUGAAGAGAUGCGUGUGGAACUUGACCAGGGAGAGCUGAGGCAGAGGGUGCUGCAGGACCGGAUUAAUCAGCUAGAGAAGGAAAACCAGGAGCUGCAGGGAGCCGUCAGCCUUCAGAAAGAACAAGUGCAAGUGGAAAAGGAAAAGAGCAGCAACUUCAGCGAGGAGAACUCCAGACUGACAAAGAUGAUAGCGGAGUUACAGAAACAGUGUGAGGUUUCCCACUCCACUCAGAGCACUGUUCAUGAGCUACAAAAAUGCGUGCAGGCAUUAGAAGUGAAUGCAGCCGAGCAGCAAAAGGAAUACCACACAAGGCUUGAGCAAAUGGAGUCAAGUAAGAAGGACUAUGCGUCAGAACUGCAGCUCUUGAAUCAGGAGCUGGAAACCACCAGGGCUUCGGUCAGCAUGAAGGAUCUCUGCAUCAGUGAGCUCCAGACCAAGAUAAAUUCAACGGAGCAGAAGAAUCUAGAGCUCAUUGCAAAAGUCGAUGCCAUCUUGGAUGAAAAAGGACAACAAACCUCCACCCAGUAUGAGUCUACCCUAAAGAUCCAGGAAUUGCUGGAGAAACUUCACCAGGCAGAAAAGGAAAAGGCUGACAUCCAGAAACUAAAUAACGAACUUCUGUCUCAGGUAAAGACAGCAAGAGAGGAACUGCAGCUGAAAGAGAGGGCACAGAAAGAACUGGAAUCCAAAUUUAGUUGCCUCACCACGGACUCCAAAAAAGAGAAUGAAAAACUGCUCAUGAGCCUGGAAAUGAUGGCAAAAGAAAUGGAUACAGUUCAGGAGGCACUGACUGUGAAAGGAAAGGAGGUGGCUGAACUCCAGAUCCAGCUGAAGGGCUCACUGGCUCAUGUGGGAUCGCUGGAAAAAAAUCUUGAAGAGACCAGAAGAGCAAAAGAGAACCUUCAGGAAGAGAGCAGCUGCAGGGAAGGUGUGCUGAAGCAGGAAGCCAGAACCUUGGCAGAGCAACUUGGGCUGCUGAAGGAUCAUUUAUCAAAGCUGAGUCAGAAUGUGCACAGCCUAGAGGAGCAAAACCAAAAGCUCCUCUCAAGCAAUGAUCAUCUCCUCCAGAAGGUAAAGGACAUGGAGGAGCUCGCAGGACAGCAAAGCGUGGCACUGAAUGAAAUUGGUGAAGAAAGCAAGAAACUGAAAUCCGAGAAUGCAAAUCUGCACCAAAGCAAGGAGAAGAUGAAAGAGAAGCAGAAAAACUUGGAGGCAUCUAAAGCCUCUUUGGAAGCUGAGUUGGCCAGGCUGAGGGCAUCGGAGAAACAGCUCCAGAGUCAGAUUGAUGAUGCCAUGGUGUCGGUGGAUGAAAAAGAGAAAAAGCUCCGGGAGCAGAACAAACAGUUGCACGAAGACUUGGAGAAUGUCACAAGGGAAAAUCAAAUCCUGGAAGAGAGGCUACAGUCUCUGUAUUCUGAAUACCAGGAACUGAGGCAAAGAGAAGAUGCCAUCAAGGAGUCUUUAGCUGUAUUACAAACAGAGCACAAGAGUGCCAAACAGCAUGGUUUACAGAUGGAAAAGAUUCUGUUUUCCUUGAAGGAGUGUGAAGAGUCUCUUAGGUCACAGGUUACAGAGAAAGAUGUGACACUGCAAGGCAUAGAGAGCCAAUGCAAGCAGCUACAGGCAGAGAUUGAGAUGUACCGAAAAAAAGCGGAGUCUCUUGAGAUGGAAAAGCUAAGUAUGGAAAAAACAUGCCUUCAUCAAAUAAAAUUGAUUGAAUCCCUUACUGGAGAGAAGGAUUCAGUGGAGAAGGCCCAGCUGGAGCAGGCAGCAUGUCAGGAGAAAGAGUCACAAGAGUUGGCUUCCAGGCUAGCCGUGUCUGAAAAGCAGCUGCACAUCAACCAGAGUGAAGUGUCCAGGUUGCAGGCAGAAGUGAUUGACCUUCGAGCCAAGCUUCAGCAGACAGCUGAUGAGAGAGAGAGGAUGCAAGGCAAGCUGGAUGCAACAGAGGCGGUUCUGGGGGAACAAAAGACACUGGUCCAGCAGCUGAAAGAGCAGAGUGAGUCACUCAACAGAAACCAUGUGCAAGAACUGGUACAGUGUAAAGAAAGAGAGGAAACGCUGAAAAAAGAUCGGGAAAGGGAAGCCCAUCGAAAGGCCGAGCUGGAGAAAAACGUGCUGAGUCUCAGGGAAGAGCUGUCCAAGGUUAAGCAGUAUUUGGAGACUGUUAAAAUGGAAAAUGUAGAAACCAAUGACCUGCUCCACAGAACCAACACUGAUAUGGCUGAACUUGGUAUUCAGAUUUGUACCUUGACAUCUGAGAAGGGGGAUGCAGAAGAGAAGCUGGCGCAGGUCACUGAGAAGCUCAGGGAAUUGGGUGAGCAAGCAGCAAAGGAGCAGGAGAGGCUGCAACUUGACAUCUCCAUGCUCAGGCAGGAGAACCAAGGCCUGACAGAGAAACUAAAGGAGUCUCAAGUAUGUGCUGCAGCUGUUCCCAGCCUGCAAACGCAGCUGGAGGUGGCAGAGAAACAGGCCCAAAGCUUCCAAGAGACCAGCAAAGAAGAGCUGUCUGCAAUAAAAUUUCAAAUGAGCACAGAGAUUAUAAAUUAUCAGACAAAAUUCAAGGCUGUCAGUGAAGAAUGCGAGAAAGUAAAAAAGAAGCUUGAGGAACAGAAACGACAACUGUGUGCUGCAGAGGAAGAGAUUGCAGAGCUUCACGCUGUAAACACGGAUCUGUCUAGCAAACUGGAGCGUGCAACAGAGCAAUUGACUGAAUAUGAAUCCACCAGGUUGAAAAAAGAGGAGGAGGUGAUGUCGCUGAAAAAACACUUGGAGAGGACCCAAAAGGAAGUUGACAAAGCGAAUGAGCAAGUCAAAGAGUAUGGUGACAAACUCAACAAGGCGACAGCAGACAGAGACAGCAAUGAUCAGAAGUUGUUGGCCGAGCUAGACGAUCUAACUAGAACAAAGCAAUUCCUUGAAGAACGUUUGAUAGAACUUCUCAGGGAUAAGGAUGCCCUCUGGCAGAAAUCAGAUGCUCUGGAAUUUCAGCAGAAGCUCUGUGAGGAGCAAAGAUGGCUCGGUGACACAGAAGUAAAUCAGUGCCUGGGCUGUCAGCGAGAGUUUACUUGGAUGAUGCGCCGACACCACUGCAGACUGUGCGGUCGAAUUUUCUGCUAUUACUGCUGUAACAACUACUUGCUGACCAAACACAGCGGCAAGAAGGAGCGGUGCUGUAGAGCUUGCUUCAAUAAACCUAGGGUGAUUGUGGAUUAUACGGAUGACUCUGGAUCCCGUGCCAGCCAAGAAGAACCAGCAGCUCUGCUAAAUUCACCAGUGUCUCCGACCCUGGAAGUUACAGUUACGAAUGAAACCUCCAAACCACCAGAUGAUGUAGUGUUUGAUAUAAUCACAGAUGAGGAACUGUGCCAAGUGCAGGAAUCUGAUUCUAUCCAUAAUGAAAGUCAAGCUGAAGUAGAGUCUCUGGACCAGAGUGACACAGAUCUAAACAGCACGUAUAAUUCUUCGACCUUGGAUGACUCAGAAGAAUUGCAAGUGGCCCAAGACUCUGAGAUAUGUUUGCUGAAGUCAGGAGAACUGAUGAUAAAAUUACCCCUUACAGUUGAAGAGAUUUUAAAUUUUGGGGAAGACAACAGGGAGCUGUUCGUUAAGUCCAGCACCUACAGCACCAUCCCUAUCACCGUGACAGAGACUGGCCUUACAAUCAGCUGGGUGUUUUCAUCAGACCCAAAGAGCAUAGCAUUCAGCGUUGUCUACCAAGAGUCAGAAGAAGCAACACUGGAUCAGUGCAAAGUACUUAUUCCUAUGACCCGCUGCAACUCUCAUAAGGAAACUAUCAGAGGGCAGGUGAAAGCGAGAAACUGUGGUAUCUACAUACUGAUAUUUGACAACACCUUCUCUAGGUUUAUCUCAAAAAAAGUAUUUUAUCACUUCACUGUUGAACACCCUGUGAUCUACGAUGGAAGUGAUUUUCCAUAGCCUUGAAUAUAUGGUCUCCUUUUUAAAUUAUAUUUUUAAGAAACACUAUUAUUUAUAUGUAUGUAAGCACUAAAAAUAUCAUUGUUUGAACACCUCCUUAAGCUAUGCAGUAGUCACAAAACAAAGCACUUACAAUGUGUUUACACAAAAGAAAGAAACCCUUCACAGGAACACUAAUGGUUCAGUGCUGUGUAGAGAUUGCUCAAAAGCCAUGUUGUUAGGUAGAAUUGGUCAAAAAAAAAUUCUUCAACAUUUUUUUCAACGAAAAUUUGGUUUUUGACAUUUUUGUAAAGAAAAAUUAAUUGGCUGAAAACUGGAAAAUAUUAUUUUGUUGAAAAGCUUAUAUUUUUUUCUUGGAAAUUUUUGAUAGAAAUAAAAAUAAAAAAUUGAAAUUUUCCGUUGGGGAAAAAACAUUUUCUGACCAGCUCAAAAUUAUAAAAAACUAUAAAAAUGCAACUAUGCAAUACGCUAGACGUUAAAGAUAGGUAUCAUUAAAGGAUCGAUCUUACCUUUUUUCAGACUUGUAAGCAACAAAUAUACUUUUUAGAUAUUCAGUUUUGGUUUAAAAUGUCUAACAGGGUUUUAAAAAACGCUCUGACGUUUAAUGUCCAUUACAAAAAAAGAAAAAAAAAAGAUGCAACAGUUGUAAAAUGAAGGAUUAUUUCUUCCACACUUGACCGCCCUUCUCUGUAAGUAGACCAACUGAAAUCAAUGGGAGCUCUUGCAGAGUCAGGUUUCUCUCAAAGCAACUUACUGUGUCACAAUCUGGUGUAUAACUGGCAGAAAAAUCCAGCAGUUCUAAUGUGUGACACUAAAGAAAGGGAAAGGGCCAUGUUCCUUUUUUCUGAGUUGGCUCUUUUAAACCACAGCGAUCACACAAAAAUAAAAACUUGAAGGAUACAAAUGACGAGAAUGAUUCCUUUCUAUAGACUGAGUGGAAGGUCGCAAUUGGUGAGCCUCAUUAGGUUUGAUCCAGUCUGGAUAAGUCCACCCAAAACUGGAUGCAUAUCCAAACCUAGUGAGGUCCUCGUCCUUCUCCCCUAUGCUCCUGUCCUUCUCUCUCCUGGUACCAACUCAGUCAGGUCACUUUCCUUUGCCCUUCCUUUCUCUGCUGGGCCCAAGGUGGCACCUUUAUUAAAAUCUUAUGCACUUGUGGGCCAGGCUGGUGAAAAGUUUUCAGUCAAAAUUGGUUUUGGUGGAAAAUUGGUUUUCUUUGUUUUAAAUAAAAAGCUCCAUAGAUUUAAAAUUUAAGGGGUUAUUUGUGGUUUUGAGUUUGUUUGAUUUUUUUACAAAAACUGGAAAAACAAAAGAUUUUGGGGUGUCAAUUGAAAAGUUCUUAGGUUAUAAACAGAAAGUUGAAUUUAUUUGUGGGGGUGGACAUUUUCCAACCAGAUCUCCUCAUGAGUGAGACAAAUCUCAGAAUGGACUGGAUAUCCCUCACCCAAAUAGCCUGGGAGUGUGAGACCAUGACAGAUUUCAAUGCAGCAAUUGAUGGAAGCCCAGCAGAGCCUGCCAGGAAUUUGAUAGCUCCCUGCUGGGAGUAUCAGCUGAUGUAGGGGGCCCUGUGGGGAGUUAAAAGAGAGAAAAGAAACCUGGGGGUGGGAACAGAAAACAGUGGGAAUCCAGGGCCCAAGCUACAGCUGAAGGCCGCCAAUCCCUAUUGCUGAGGUCAUUAUUGCCAUUGUAAACGGCAAUGAAAGGGGAUGGAUGUUGUUUACGGGUGAUGCACUUUUUAAUUGGUCUAUACAGGGUAUUUCUAGACCAUAAAUGCCCUCGCUAUGGCCCCAAUCCAAAGCCCACUGAAAUAAAUUUUAAUUUUAAUUGAUUUCAACAGGCUUUGGAUCGGGCCCUAUGUUAACCUGCCAGGAUCCUGACUCCUCUCAAGACAUGCCAUUUAGUUGACAAUCCAGUUCGUCUUUCUUAUUAUAUUAGUACUACUUGUAAAGUGCCAUGGGAAGAUGCAGGGUUCUUUUCUUUGUAGGAACAGAGAGGUCAGAGACCCUCACAACUGAGCUCUAUACUGCUGAAAAUACGAUUAAAUUAAAAAGAUUCUAAUCAACAUGGAAUUGAGAUUAAAGUGAGUAGCACAUAAGCAAUAAACAAAUUAUGCACUGGCAAUUUCAUUAUUUACCAGCAUAUUAUUUUAAUGCUUUGGUUAUGUUUUAUUCUUAUUUAGGCAAUGAGAGUUUAUUUAAUGUUUAAAAGUGGAAUACUAUGUACCAUACACUAUGCAAUAUAAUGGAUGUUUAACUGAAGUCCACUGCAAUUUUCCUUAAACUUUUAGGUGUGAUUUUAAAAGCAUUUUGCUACUGUUUAGCUAGAAUACUAAUUUCACUAAGAUAUUUUUCUUAAAAUGCCAAACAUAAGUUAAAGGGACACUGUCAAGUGUUAGGCCAAACUGUGACUUAUAAUAUGUUAUGAAUAAUCUGAGAGAGGGUGGCCUCUGGAUUUACUUUUUCUCUGUCUCUUUUUUAAAAAUCUAUCACUCUGUUGCAAAGAUUUUUUUUAAAAAAAUACGCUGUUCAUGUAGGGCCCAGAGUAGCUUUGCUUCUGCAAAAAACAGUAGUGCAACCUCAAAUAUUCAAAAACAUGAAUUUGCCCCGCCACCCCAAAAUCUAGAGAUUUAUAAGCCGAUCGUGAGUUUUUUUAAAUAAUAAAUGUUGGGCUUUUUAUUUUACCUUUUUUGCUUUUGAGUCUUUAGGGUGCAUUUGCAUCACAUUUUCACACUUUUCUCUGCAAGCAUCAGGGGUAGAAACUUACUUAUUGAAAAAGGAACACUGAGAUUCUCCUGCAACCCCAUGACUCCAGCAGCUGGGGCUUAGUGAAAAACACUAAAAACUGUAAGUGUUGGCAACACUGAAAAACAGCAUCCAGCAUCAAAAGCACACGUUUAUUAUCAGAGCUGUGCUGAGGUUGGUGAGUUAUGUUAUCAAUAAAGCUGAGACAUAAACGAGGUAAGACAUGUAGCAGUUGUACGACAUCAGAAAUGCAGGGGGGGAGGGGUUGCUUUUUUUUUUUUUUAAAGUGUUUUCCAGUUGAAAAAAUUGAAAAAAGGCAAUAUCCCAGAACUUCACCCUAGUGGGCUGUUAUGCCGACUGGGGAGCAGCUGAGUAUGCCCUGUGCUCUGGCCACACCCCGCACAUCAAAUGGAGAUGUGGCUAAGAGGGGAUGGCAGCUCCACAACAGCCACCUGGGCAAUCCCCAGCUGCUCCAGUUGGCUGGCUUUGUAGCCCCUUUGAUCUCUGGAGCAUUUCAGAGGCAAAAAAAAAAAAAAAGGCUAUUUUUAAGCCAAUACGAGGGAUUUACAAAUAAUGUAUUUAGAAACAGGAGAUUUAUACUGUUAACGUUGGAUGAAAUAUUCUUAAUUAAUGAUUAUGGUGUGGUUUAAACUGAACAGGAAUCCAUCCAUGCAAUCCAAUAGACUGGAGUGUUUCUACAUAUCAAGCCAAGGUGCUGUGUGACAACCUGUUAACCUACCUGGUUUUCCAUUUGUACAUUAAUAAAUGGAGGCAAAGCAGCCCCGAAUGGACAAUACAGCAAACAAAUAGUCCAGAAGGAUGUUACAAAAACAGCCAUCAUUCAAGUGUCAUAAGCCGCAAUUCAACAAAGUACUUACGGACAUGCUUAACUUUCAAGUUAUUGGGAUGGCUCGUGAACUUAAAGUGAAGCACACGCUCAUGUGCUUUGCUGAAAUUGGUCUUUUAAGAACUGACCAUCAGCUCCCAUGGAAAUAAGACAAAAGACACAUUUUAACCUGUAAUGAAAUUAAAUUAAAAGUGAGUGGUACUUUUGUUACACAGAGGGUACACAUUAUAGCACAGCAGAAGCCAGUUACCCAACAACACAAUGCCCGUUACUGGGCUCAAGGAUUUACACAUAUUUAGGUAGCGGUAACAGUGAUGUGCAGACAGGUGUUUUUGCUGGGAGUCAGAGGAUGUGGCUAAUGAUACUCUCCCAUCAGAGUUUACUCUGCGUAGGGUAGAAUUUAAUUGUUUUUUGUCUUUUUGUUUUUUUCAUUGCUUGACAGUGUUCCUUUACACUUCUAUAAGUGUUACUGAAAAUUGGUUCAUGAAAACUUACUGACAUGUAUUGCAUAAAAAGAGUUUACAGCUUUAUAAAAUGAUGAAGUUGUAAAGCUGCAAUACAUGACUUGACUUGGUUUUGUUUUAAAAUUGACCUUGCACUAUAGUUUUAAUAAUGCUCAAUGAAAUUUACUGUAACUUCUUCAGAAAUAUCUUUUGGUCAUAACUGCCAAAGAAUUGCACAAUGGAUUUGCACCAAGUUCAACUUAACUUUCACAGAGGAAUAAAGCUUUUUUGAAUAUUGACGUCUGUACAUUUAUGGGGAUGUAGACGGCUUUGUACUGGAAUAUUUCUUGAUACUUUUUAUUUUUACUCAGGAAUUCAAUAAAUAAAAUUCUAUAUCAUUUAGA
Chelonia mydas (Green sea turtle) is the source of this 13800-nucleotide messenger RNA. It is a transcript of the gene FYCO1, whose product is annotated as FYVE and coiled-coil domain autophagy adaptor 1. The transcript is spliced from 18 exons. The record is from RefSeq and is a predicted model, not a curated record. Gene Ontology annotation, biological process: plus-end-directed vesicle transport along microtubule; positive regulation of autophagosome maturation. Gene Ontology annotation, cellular component: late endosome; autophagosome; lysosome. The coding region runs from base 4728 to 9368 and encodes 1546 amino acids. Lineage: Eukaryota; Metazoa; Chordata; Testudines; Cheloniidae. Gene Ontology annotation, molecular function: metal ion binding.